Molecule: messenger RNA, 1318 nt
Organism: Carya illinoinensis
Lineage: Eukaryota; Viridiplantae; Streptophyta; Magnoliopsida; Fagales; Juglandaceae
Exons: 4
Coding region: 52-1197 (381 amino acids)
Molecular function (GO): protein binding
Source: RefSeq, a predicted model, not a curated record
AACUCUGAAUUUCUUCGAUGCUAAAUUUACUCACAACCUUUUGUUAGACACAUGGGACUUGAGAAGAUGUGGCAAAAGAUGGGAAAGGUAAGCAAAUGGAUCAGAAACUUUUUGGUAGGGAAAAGGGAGAAGAAAUACAAGAAAAUUGAUGCAACUUUUCCGGCUGAGCAUGUACAUAACAAAACAGAUUGCCAGCCGGGGACUCCUAGAACAAGGCGAAGAUGGAGUUUUGGAACAGCAUCUGGCAAAAAGACAUCUCAUAAAUAUUCUAAAUCAUUUUAUUCAUUUGACACUACCAAGCUUCCAGUGCAGGCCAGUGCAGAAAAUGAAGUUCUGCAGAAUCAUGCUGUGUUAAUUGCAGAUGUUGAAUAUGCAGCUGCCACAAAGAUUCAAGCUGUCUUCCGUUCUUAUUUGGCAAGGAAAGCGUUGUCUGCUUUAAGAGGACUGGUCAAGUUACAAGCACUUGUAAGGGGUCAUCAGGUAAGGAAACAAACAAAUGCUACUCUGCAGCGCAUGCAUGCGUUGAUAUCUAUUCAAGUUAGAGCAAGGGUUCAGAGAAUCCAGAUGGCCGAGGAAGCACAUCUUCAUGUCAAAAAGCAACCAUCAAUUCAUAGGAAUUUUACUCUGGACAAUGAGCUCAGAAGAAUACGCAGAGAGAAAAUGGAUAUGAAUCUCCAACAUUCCCAGGGAGUCUCAAAGUGCAAAAGUAACUAUCUGAAUCAUUCACAAAUCGAAAAGAUAGAGGAUGAUUUUCCAACAUAUUAUUCGGAAGAUCUUUCGAGCAGAAGGCGAGAAAAUCCAUAUGAGGAAUACUCAUUUACUGCAAAUAACAGCCCCCAACAUUAUAUACCCACAUAUCUCAUGGCCAUGACCCAUUCACACCAAAUUACAUGGCCAAGACAGAAUCCUCUAGUGCUAAAGUCAGGUCACAGAGUGAACCAAAGCAACGUCCGAAGAGUAGCAUUAGGCAGAAAAAUAGGCAAAGGGAAUCAACAGACGAAACAUGUGUCCCACUGGAUAAUCAAAUGUGAGGACGUUCAUCUUCACGCUCCAAACGCGUUGGCCAUGCAAACCAUGAUCCCUGGUUUGUCAAGCUGUAUCGAUCAACAAGAUCCUCCUACAAGUUUGAUUCAGUUACACCAACAAGUAGUCAUUCCAACCACCACACAUCUCUUGAUGCAUAUGAGCCCCAUUUGACAAUGUACUAGAAAGUCAUCAUCACCAUCACCAAUUGAGGAACUUAGAAGAGAAGGUACAAAAUACUUUAAGCUUCAACCAGAAAAGAUUAAUAAAUGAACUGUAACUACAAGGGAGGAUG